This is a messenger RNA of Trichosurus vulpecula (common brushtail), 957 nucleotides long. RefSeq names its product olfactory receptor 6C3-like. Gene Ontology annotation, cellular component: membrane. The record is from RefSeq and is a predicted model, not a curated record. Lineage: Eukaryota; Metazoa; Chordata; Mammalia; Diprotodontia; Phalangeridae. The transcript has a single exon. Gene Ontology annotation, molecular function: olfactory receptor activity; G protein-coupled receptor activity. Bases 19 to 957 code for a protein of 312 amino acids. Gene Ontology annotation, biological process: G protein-coupled receptor signaling pathway.
UAAGAGGAUGAAACAAAAAUGAAAAAUCACACUGUGAUCACAGAGUUCAUCCUUCUGGGACUUUCAGAUGACCCAAAAUUUCAGGUUGUGAUUUUUCUCUUUCUGUUUAUCGCCUAUGUCUUAAGUAUUACUGGGAAUGUGACCAUCAUCACCCUUACCCUGGUGGAUCGCCACCUGCAGACACCUAUGUAUUUUUUCCUCCGGAAUUUUGCCUUCCUAGAAGUCUCUUUCACCACUGUUUGCAUUCCUCGAUUCCUGAGCACCAUUAUUACUGGAAACAAAACCAUUUCUUUUAACAGCUGUGCAGCUCAGUUAUUCUUUUUCAUUUUUAUGGGGGUAACUGAGUUUUACCUUCUUACAGCCAUGUCUUAUGAUCGCUAUGUUGCUAUCUGCAAGCCCCUGCAUUAUACAACCAUCAUGAACAACAAAGUCUGCACCUUGCUUGUCUUCUGUGCUUGGCUGGGAGGAUUCAUCAUCAUUUUUCCACCACUCAUGCUUAUUGUACAGCUUGAUUACUGUGGAUCCAAUGUCAUUGAUCACUUUUCCUGUGACUAUUUUCCCCUUUUACAACUCUCUUGCUCAGACACGUACAUCUUAGAGGUGAUUGGGUUUUACUGUGCUUUGGUGACUCUGCUAUUUACUUUGGCAUUAGUGAUUCUGUCCUAUAUGUAUAUCAUUCGGACAAUUUUGAGGAUCCCUUCUACUAGCCAGAGGAAAAAAGCCUUUUCCACUUGUUCCUCUCACAUGAUUGUCAUUUCUAUCUCCUAUGGCAGCUGCAUCUUUAUGUAUGUGAACCCCUCAGCAAAAGAAAAAGCAUCAUUGACCAAAGGAGUAGCUAUUCUCAAUACUUCAGUUGCUCCCAUGUUGAACCCUUUCAUUUACACCCUAAGGAACCAGCAAGUAAAACAAGCUUUCAAGGAUGUUGUUCAAAAGGUAGUGCUGUUCUCAAGAAGGUAA